UUUCUAUCUUUAUUUCUGUAGACUGUUGGUGUAAUUAUUUCUAAUAUUCAACCGGGUUGGACUGAGAUCUGAGUGAAGCCUGGGCGAGUCGGAGCAUCAUUUCUGCAUCGUUGCUGGUUCAUCUGAGAUGGAAGUGAGAUGUCGGCGUUCUGUGGUGGUGAUGCUGCUGCGUGCCAGUCUCGCAUUUUUGCUGGGUGCGGUGUGCACCCACUCCGAGCGCCAGUACCUCAACGAGUGGGCAGUGGAGGUACCAGGAGGGGUACAAGCCGCCCGCACCAUCGCCGACGACCUGGGCUACCGGUUAGUGCGACAGAUUGGGGCCCUGGAAAACCACUAUUUAUUCAAACAUCACACUCAUCCUAGCAGGAGUAAAAGAAGUGCAGAUCACAUUACUAAAAGACUGUCAGAAGAUGACAGGGUUUCUUGGGCAGAGCAGCAGUAUGAGAUGACGAGGCAUAAACGUGCUCCGCUCGGGCCAGGCUGUAAAGAUUGCUCUGUGGAUAAACUUUUUGAUGAUCCGAUGUGGAACCAGCAGUGGUACUUGCAAGACACACGGACAUCACCGUCCCUCCCAAAGCUGGACCUGCACGUCAUCCCCGUGUGGAAGAAAGGCAUCACGGGUAAAGGCAUCGUCAUCACCGUGCUGGAUGAUGGCCUGGAGUGGAACCAUACCGACAUCUACCCUAAUUACGAUCCUGAGGCCAGUUAUGAUUUCAACGAUAAUGAUCCUGAUCCUUUCCCCAGAUACGACUCCACCAAUGAGAACAAACAUGGUACAAGGUGUGCAGGUGAGAUUGCCAUGCAGGCAGACAACAACAAAUGUGGAGUCGGAGUGGCUUACAACUCCAAGGUUGGAGGAAUCCGAAUGCUGGACGGUAUUGUGACCGACGCCAUCGAGGCGAGCUCUAUAGGUUUUAAUCCAGAACAUGUAGAUAUCUACAGUGCCAGCUGGGGGCCUAACGACGAUGGAAAAACAGUAGAGGGACCUGGUCGGCUGGCGCAGAAAGCCUUUGAAUACGGCAUUCAAAAGGGCCGGGGUGGAAAAGGCUCCAUCUUUGUUUGGGCGUCGGGUAACGGGGGUCGUCAGGGUGAUAACUGUGACUGUGAUGGCUAUACGGACAGCAUUUACACCGUCUCCAUCAGCAGUGCCUCGCAGCAGGGCCUCUCACCCUGGUAUGCUGAGAAAUGCUCGUCCACCCUUGCCACCGCCUACAGCAGCGGCGACUACACCGACCAGAGGAUUACUAGUGCAGACCUUCACAACGAAUGCACAGAGACCCACACUGGAACAUCUGCAUCUGCUCCACUAGCAGCUGGCAUAUUCGCCCUGGCACUAGAACAGAAUCCUGAUCUGACCUGGAGGGACCUGCAGCACUUGGUGGUGUGGACGUCCGAGUACGACCCGCUGGCAAAUAACCCCGGCUGGAAGAGGAACGGCGCCGGACUCAUGGUGAACAGCCGCUUUGGAUUUGGUCUGCUCAACGCUAAGGCUCUGGUGGACCUGGCGGACCCCAAAGAGUGGAAGCACGUGCCUGAGAAGAAGCAGUGCAUUGUGCGAGAUGACAGCUUCCAGCCCAGGCCUCUAAAAGCAGCAGGUGAGAUCAGUAUUGAGAUCCCCACUAAGGCAUGUGCAGGCCAGUCGAAUGCCAUCGCCUCACUGGAGCACGUGCAGAUGGAGGCCAGCAUCGAGUACACCAGGAGAGGAGACCUCCACAUCACACUCACCUCUCCAUCAGGUACUACUACAGUGUUACUGGCUGAGAGGGAGAGAGACACAUCAUCCAACGGCUUCAGGAACUGGGCCUUCAUGUCUGUACACACCUGGGGAGAGAACCCUACUGGAACCUGGAUCCUGAAGAUCACUGACACUUCAGGGCGGAUGGAGAAUGAGGGGCAGAUAUUAAGCUGGAAGCUGAUUUUACAUGGAACAUCUGAUAAGCCGGAACACAUGAAAAAGCCAAGAGUUUACACCUCUUACAAUGCCGUUCAGAACGACCGCAGGGGAGUGGAACACAUGGAGGACAUGCUGGCGGAGGCUUCACUCCAGUCGAACAAACCUGAGAAGUCCCAACCACUACCAAAGGUUGCUGCCCUCACUCCUGCCCCUGUUUCAUUCCCGGAGGAGACGCCUGCUUCAUACCAGGCUGAUCUCUCACCAAAUAUAGCACUGAUACGCCUCCUCCAGGCAGCUUUUAACAGGCAGACCCCUGCCAUCUAUCCCCACUCAGUGGCUUCCCCUGACCGAGUGGAUUCCCGGAACAGGAUCGUUCCACAGAAGCUGUAUGAGGCCAUGGACUGGCUUAAGAAGGACACCAACCCUAAAAACAACCUAUACAACGACUACACCGAUGACUUCUACAGAGCUCAGGCUUACCGGCACAGAGACGACCGGCUGAUGCAGGCUCUGUUUGACAUGCUCGGAGAAGAACGUCAGUGAUGGGAGAAGGGAAGGGAGGUUCCUAAGGAGUAGAUGCAGGGGUUAAAUAAAUAAAGUAUCAAGAAUCAUUAGGGUAGCAAAAAAUGGAAAGGGCAGGUGAGAAAGAUGAGCGUUUUAGAACCAGGCACAGAAUGAGAAAUAUUUACAAGCUUAUUAUUUCUAAAGCCUGUUCGUACUUAUCGGUAUCUGUGUCAGUUCCAUCUACUGUGCUGUGAACUUUCUAAUAUGAACAGGUUCUCUUUUUUUGACCAGCAGUUAUCUGACAAAUCAUGCACUUUUUUACUCUAGGAUCUGUAUUGCCACAUUCACUUCAUUUGGGAGAGUUUAGUUUUUGUUUGUUUGUCAGUCACUGAAGAAAUCCUUGUUUAAGGUCAAAGGUAAAGUCCAUAGCCUGUGAAGAGUAACAGAACACUUAGCUAUUGAAUUAGGGACUUGUUAUUUACAUCUGGCUCCAGAUUUAAAACUAGGCUACAGGGCAUGAGUAAUGAACUAGUGCAUGUAUAAGAAGGACUCCACCAACUGCCCCUCCAUCCAACUGAUGUUGGGCAAACGCCAACUCCCAGACACUAAUUGGGCGACACUUUUUUGAUUCCUUCUGCUGUCUGGUGCCUUUAGGGUACUUUAUUACAGACCUGUUACUUGGGAAUGGAGGGCUAAGCAGAGUUAAACACAGGGUGGCUCCAGUGCCUUAGAAGUUAAAAGUGAUCUUAGCAGCCUUAUUUGUCUUUAACUCUUUUUAAAGGUGUGUGCAGUGAAGAACAACACCAGUAAAACACACUUUUGUGGCUGCAGAUAUGAUAUCACUGGCUGCAGGUGUCUCGGAGCAAGCACAUGCUUGCCUGGACACUCCCAGAUACUUCUGACCAUUUGAACCAGUCUGAAACGGGUUUAGUAGUAUGUAUCAUACUUGUUGGCAAACUGAAGGUGUUAGGAAGGUUGUUAGGAAAUCAGGUGAUCUUUAAUGAGCCAAAGCAAGUUGCCAGCUGUUUCCACUAGUUUUAAUUGCCAUUUCUGUUGCACUAAUAGGAAAUGCUUAACAAGUCACAUAUUGUAAAUUGUAUCCAGCAUGGACAGGUACAUCUGCAGGUUAGCAUUUAAAAGGUCAACAACUGAAAUGCUUGAACUCCCACAUGAUGAGAAUGUGGCAAUUGCUUAUAUCUGGUUGAACCGUGCUUCUGGUCCCUUCUACCUAUGGCUGCUUACACCACGCUGCUUUCAUUCCCACCUACUUCGGCAUGUUUGGCAAAUGAAUAUUUUCUCCAGAAAUGAAUAGUGUUCUAUUUAUUCUAAAAAAGAUUAUGUUGCUUUAUUACCAUAUUCAGGACCUCUUCCCUUCAGUUGUUACGAUUAAUCAGUCUGCAUAUUAAUUAGCCUUUCUUACUCAUGUUAGGAAAACAAUCACAUGGAUGUGUAUAAAGGACAAGUUUAAAAUGAAUACUACUGAGAGAGGAUAGAGAUUACAAUCAUUAUGAAUUUAUUAUUAUAUUAAAUAAAUAUAAAAUAUAUUA
This is a messenger RNA of Trichomycterus rosablanca, 3945 nucleotides long. RefSeq names its product proprotein convertase subtilisin/kexin type 1 (gene pcsk1). The coding region runs from base 128 to 2437 and encodes 769 amino acids. Gene Ontology annotation, biological process: peptide hormone processing. Gene Ontology annotation, cellular component: neuron projection; membrane. NCBI's taxonomy places the organism in Eukaryota, Metazoa, Chordata, Actinopteri, Siluriformes, Trichomycteridae. Gene Ontology annotation, molecular function: serine-type endopeptidase activity. The transcript is spliced from 14 exons. The record is from RefSeq and is a predicted model, not a curated record.